AGGGGCGGUGGGGCCAGAAUGGCGGGCAGGGAGGAGGAAGCGCUGUAUUCGCGCCAAAUGUACGUGCUGGGCGAUGGGUCGCGGCGUCUGGCCGGGGCGGAGGUGCUGGUGUCGGGGCUGCGCGGGACGGGAGCGCAGGUGGCUGCGGCGCUGGUGCUGGCGGGGACCGGACGCGUUGUCCUGCACGAUAGCGGCACCGCCUGCACCUCCGAUCGCGCACAGCAGUUCCUCUUGGGGGAGAGCGACAUAGGUCAGAACCGUGCUGAGGCAUCCCAGCGGGUCCUGGCCGAGCUGAACCCCCGUGUGACAGUGUCAGCACACACUGGGAAGCUGUCAGAGGACUUCCUCACCUCCUUCCAGGUUGUAGUCCUGACUGAGUCUCCACUGGAGGAGCAGCUCCGCAUCGGUGACUUCUGCCAUGCCCACGGCAUCUGCUUCAUCGUGGCUGAUGCCAAAGGGCUGGCUGGACAGCUGUUCUGUGACUUUGGGGAGCACUUCAUCAUCAACAGCCCAGCAGAAGGGAACCCAGCAUGUGUUGCUGUGCAGCACAUCUCCCAGGGCAACCCAGGUGUGGUGACCUACAAGAGGGCAGAGAACAGCCCCCAUGACCUCUUCUGUGAUGGUACCCUGGUGAUGUUUUCUGGUGUGGAGGGGAUGACAGAGCUGAACGGCCGGGACCCCAUCCCUGUGCGCGUGCUGGAUGACUUCAGGCUGGAGAUUUGUGACACCAGCUCCUUCUCACCCUACAUCCGUGGGGGGCUGGUUUCACAGGUUUGUCUGCCCCAGGCACACUCCUAUGAGCCCCUGCGCCAGGCGCUGGUGGAGCCCAAGAUCCAGGUGGCAGCUCUCCAGGAGCUGCCGCGCAGCCUCAGCCUGCAUGCUGCCUUCCAGGCCCUGCAUGCAUUCUGCAGGGAGCAGGGUCGCCUGCCUCGGCCCAGGGCACCAGCGGAUGCUGAACAAGUGCUGGAGCUGGCACGGAGCCUGUGGAUGCAGCAGGGUUCCCUGGACGAAGACCUCGUGCGAGCCUUUGCCAGUGUGAGUGCAGGGGACCUGUGCCCCAUAGCCUCCAUCAUCGGAGCCCUGGCAGCCCAGGAGGUGCUGAAGGCCAUCACUGGGAAGUUCCUGCCCCUGGACCAGUGGUUGUACUUAGACGCCUUGGAGUGCCUGGCGCUGGAGGGGGCCGCGACGCUGACGGAGGAGGACUGUGCCCCGAGAGGCUCUCGCUACGAUGGCCAGAUCGCCAUCUUUGGGGCUGCUUUCCAGGAGCGGCUGGCCCAGCAGAAGUACCUGGUGGUGGGAGCUGGAGCCAUUGGCUGUGAGCUGCUCAAAAACUUUGCCAUGAUGGGGCUGGCAGCAGGACCAGAUGGGGACCUCAUCGUGACUGACAUGGACAUCGUCGCUCUCUCCAACCUCCAUCGGCAAUUCCUCUACCGCUCAGUGGAUAUAUCGGAGCCAAAGUCGGUGGUGGCUGCGGCAGCUGUGAAGCACAUGAACCCCGAGAUCAUGGUGACAGCUCACCAGAACCAGGUGGGACCUGCCACUGAGAUGCUCUAUGGGGAUGAGUUCUUCCAGCACCUGGAUGGUGUUGCCAGUGCUGUGGACACACUGGAGGCCCGCACUUACUUGGAGAGACGCUGCUCCCGCUGCCGCACGCCACUGCUGGACUCUGGCACAGAGGGGCCUCGGGGCAAUGUGUUGGUCAUGGUGCCCUUCUUGACUAAGCCACAUGGGCCAGCUGGUGCCUCAGAGGAAAGCAGCUUCCCCUCCUGCACUGUGCACAACUUCCCCCACACCAUUCAGCACACGCUGCAGUGGGCCCUUGAUGAGUUUGAGGGGCUCUUCCAGCUGCCCAUGGAGUAUGUCAACGCAUUCAUGGGAGACCCUGCCUUCUUGGAGCAGCUGCCAGCAAAGAAAGCCCUGCAGAUCCUGGAGCAAGUGCGGGACAGGCUGCGGGAGCGGCCACGGGACUGGUGGGACUGUGUGCGCUGGGCUCGCCGGCACUGGCAGAGUUGCUACCACGACGGCAUCGCCCAGCUGCUGCACUUCUACCCCCCUGAGCAUGAAGCCAGUCCAGGUGUCCCCUUCUGGUCUGGGGACAAGACCUGUCCCCAUCCACUGACGUUUGACCCCGACAAUGACACCCACAUGGAGUAUGUGCUGGCUGCUGCUCGCCUCUUUGCCCAAGUGUACAAAGUGUCACCCUGCAGCGACCGGGUGGCUGCCCAGACCCUCCUCCGCAGCAUGGUCCUGCCACCCUUCACACCCCAGGAGAGACUCCAAAUCAUCACUGCAGAAGAGCAGGAGGAGGUGCAAGCACCUGCUGACCACAUGCGGCGGGUGGAGCUCACCCAGGACCUGAUGCAGCAGAGACAGGAGCUGUUAGCUGAUGAAGAGGUGCAAAUGCCUCUGAUGGAGCCCAUCCGCUUUGAGAAGGAUGACAACAUCCAUGUGGACUUCAUCACAACAGCCUCCAACCUGCGUGCAGAGAACUAUGGCAUCCCCCCUGCCGACUGGCUGACGAGCAAGCGGAUUGCCGGGCGGAUUGUGCCUGCCAUCAUCACCACCACGGCAGCCGUGGCUGGGCUGGCUUGCCUGGAGGUCUACAAACUGGUAUGGGGAUGCCAAGACCUCAGCUGCUAUCGCAACAGCAAUCUCUUCCCAUCCUGCUACCUCCUGCUCCGCUUCCAGCCCCCACCGCCCCACACCUACUGGUACUGCGGACAUGAGUGGAGCUGCUGGGACCAAUUGGAGAUGCAGGCAGUUCGCGCAGAUGGGCAGGAGAUGACGGUACAGGAGGUGCUGGACUGGCUUCAGAGGACAUAUGGCUGGACUGUGAGUGUGCUCCUGUGUGGUUACACCAUGCUCUACAACAGUGAAGACGAUGAGGAAACACAGGCCCAGCUGCUAUCACAGAAGUUAUCAGAGACCCUGGGACAUACAGGAGAGCCGCUGCGGCAGGCACUGGAGCUGAGCUACGUGUGUGAGGAAGAAGAUGCUGAAGCUGAAGAGACUGGUCCCCCUCUCAUCUGCUACUUACCCUGAGGGGGGGGGGCCGCCUCCCCUACCUCCCUGUAAAAGCUGCAGAUGAGCUCUACUACACUGGCCCUCAUCACAGAACCCUUCUGCCUGCUACUGCCUCCAGCUAGGGUGCAGGCAGCCUCCCCCCUUCCUGAUAAACAUUGCUGUG
Messenger RNA from Calypte anna (Anna's hummingbird), 3187 nucleotides. It is a transcript of the gene UBA7, whose product is annotated as ubiquitin like modifier activating enzyme 7. The record is from RefSeq and is a predicted model, not a curated record. Lineage: Eukaryota; Metazoa; Chordata; Aves; Apodiformes; Trochilidae. Bases 19 to 3042 code for a protein of 1007 amino acids. The transcript has 24 exons. Gene Ontology annotation, biological process: protein sumoylation. Gene Ontology annotation, molecular function: SUMO activating enzyme activity. Gene Ontology annotation, cellular component: cytoplasm; SUMO activating enzyme complex.